Cylas formicarius (sweet potato weevil) is the source of this 772-nucleotide messenger RNA. It is a transcript of the gene eEF1beta, whose product is annotated as elongation factor 1-beta'. Gene Ontology annotation, molecular function: translation elongation factor activity; guanyl-nucleotide exchange factor activity. Gene Ontology annotation, biological process: translational elongation. The record is from RefSeq and is a predicted model, not a curated record. The transcript has 2 exons. Bases 82 to 738 code for a protein of 218 amino acids. NCBI's taxonomy places the organism in Eukaryota, Metazoa, Arthropoda, Insecta, Coleoptera, Brentidae. Gene Ontology annotation, cellular component: cytosol; eukaryotic translation elongation factor 1 complex.
AUGGUAUCUAAUUUCCUUUCUUGGGUGCUUCCUGCCGAGGAUAAUAUCUAGGAACAGCUGGUUUAAUUAAUUUUGUAAAAAAUGGCUUUUGGCAAUCUAAAAUCUGACAAGGAGCUUGCCGAAUUAAAUAAACAUUUGGAAGACAAAAGCUAUAUUGAAGGCUAUUUCCCUAGUCAAGCCGAUAUCGCCAUUUUGAACAAACUAAAUAAAGCUCCAGCAGCGCAUCUUCCGCAUGCGUUGCGUUGGUACAAUCAUAUUAAAUCAUUCUCGGCAGAUGAAUUGAAAAGUUUUGGUGCAUCCCCCUUAAACACAGCCCCAACUACUACAGCACCCGUACCCAAAGAUGAUGGUGAUGAUGACGACGUAGACUUGUUUGCAUCAGAUGAGGAAGAGGAUGAAGAAGCAAAUAAAAUCCGAGAAGAAAGAUUAAAAGCAUAUGCCGAAAAGAAAGCUAAAAAACCUGAACUGAUUGCCAAAUCAAGUAUUGUUCUUGAUGUUAAGCCUUGGGAUGAUGAGACUGACAUGAAGGAAUUGGAAAAAUCUGUUAGAACAAUUGAAAUGGAUGGUCUAAUCUGGGGUGCUUCUAAGCUGGUUCCAGUGGGAUAUGGUAUCAAUAAGUUGCAAAUCAUGUGUGUAGUUGAAGAUGCAAAGGUUUCCAUUGAUGAGUUAACUGAAAAAAUUGAAGAAUUUGAAGACUUUGUCCAAUCGGUUGAUAUUGCCGCUUUUAAUAAGAUUUAGUUUGUUGCUUUCAAAAUAAAUUUUUUUCAGGUUU